Messenger RNA from Uranotaenia lowii, 1517 nucleotides. RefSeq names its product protein C10. The record is from RefSeq and is a predicted model, not a curated record. NCBI's taxonomy places the organism in Eukaryota, Metazoa, Arthropoda, Insecta, Diptera, Culicidae. Gene Ontology annotation, biological process: post-embryonic development. Bases 211 to 561 code for a protein of 116 amino acids. The transcript has a single exon.
CAGAUUCUUCGAAUUAUCAUUGAAAAAGAAAAGUUUCCUUAGUAUAUUAACAGAUUUUUCGUGAUUGUGACGUUUCAGCCUGUACCAAUACUAGAGCAGGGCUUCCUUGGCACUACCUUCUUUAAAUAUUCCUUGGGUUCAGUUAAUCGAGUUGUUUUUGACAAGGUUGGAUUAUUUUGAUCAACAAUUUGCAAUCCAAAUCUAUUAGAUAUGUCCUACCUAUCAAAUUUCACUGCCGAAACAGGCAAAACCAUUUUAAUCGAUGUGAUAAAGACCGUCAAUCUGCCAGAAAAUGCCAAGAGGCUAUCAGAAGCAAAAGCCAACUCGGGCAAGGAAAUGAUAAAAAUGAUGCAGUACGUAUUCCCUUUAGUGAUGCAGCUCCAGAUAAAUGUCAUCAAAGAAUACGGCUUCCCACCGAACCGCGAAGGAUUGGUCCAGUUUGAACAGAUCAUUCGGGAGUUCGAACGGGAAGAUGUGGACAUUGCCCGGCUGCGUACUCAGGUCCGAUCCAUCUAUCUUCCGCCGAUCAAUAUAAACAGCACCAAUGAUGUGCUGAUUUAAGAUGUGAAUCACUGCCGUAAAUCAUAGCGGAAUAACCAGGAAUACGAACUAUUUGCCAACAUUUUUCCGUUAGUUUUCUUUACUAAUUCCAUUCUUGAGAAUGCAAAUGGGUAUGAUAGUUUAGUAUAUAAACCAUUUUGAACUGAGUAUUAGAUUAAUCAAGAUUAAUUGAUAACUUUUUUUAUGAAGGAUUAAUAACCGUAAUUUAUGUUUGUUACUUUAAUUUAUCGGCCUUAUCGGUGAAAAGUGAUGUCCUUUUUAGUGGGUAGAAUUUAUUUAGAAGCAUUUUCAUCAUAUAUAAAACUUUUGUUCCUCUCAGGCCAACUACUAUGAAGUGGUAGAUACAGAUAGAGUUGCAUCUGACACCACACAUUUAUAGGUCAAGCGUGGUUGGCCCCAUAAGAUGAAAACUGCAAGAUACAACUCUAUCUAGUAGGCCCGUGAGGAACAAAAAUUUGAUAUGUGAUGAUAAUGCUUCUAAAUAAAUUCUACACGCUCAUUUGCACCAUCUUUCAUUUUAUCUAACCUUCUAUCCAUCUAUAAAAAAAAUCAUAAUCUUUAGAUGUCCCCACUUAAAAAAACAUCGCUUUUCACCGAUGAGGCCGAUAAAUUAAAUUUAUGAAUAACUUUCAGACCAGUCGUUCAUUAAUAUUAAGGAACAUUCUUUCAAACAUUUCAAGGAGAAACAAUGCAAGAACGACAUCAUAAAAUUUGGAUGCUUAUUAUUCGACAAAUAAAUUAUGGUACAUAUAUUAAAAUUAAGAUAUUUCACAAGCUGUACGUACUUAUUGAAAGUGCAAUACGUACCUAUGUGCUGCCAAAAUAAGUAGGGGGUAGUGACACUUAUGUUUUAUUUCUAACAGAUUUUCAGCUGACAUAGUGAAUAAGCUUUGUAAGAUGAAUGUAACUUGUGUGUGCGUUUCAUUAUUUUUGAAAAUAAACCUUUUAUAACGAAA